Messenger RNA from Symphalangus syndactylus (siamang), 8587 nucleotides. RefSeq names its product C-X9-C motif containing 1 (gene CMC1). The record is from RefSeq and is a predicted model, not a curated record. Gene Ontology annotation, cellular component: mitochondrion. NCBI's taxonomy places the organism in Eukaryota, Metazoa, Chordata, Mammalia, Primates, Hylobatidae.
AUGGGGGACGGGGCUCGGACUUUGAUGACCCAGUCACCGAGUCAGGCGCAGUCCCAAAGUCCUGAAAGUCCGUCUCCAGUCACUGCAGACUCGUGCCUGCAACCGGCGCUUAAGCCUCCGGAAGCUAGGCUGCGCGCGUCCUGCACGGUCCCGCCGCAAAGAGUAAACAGUAGCACCAAACUGUCUUCAGGAACAAACCAGCAUCUCAGACAUGUCGAAAAAGAUGUUUUGAUCCCUAAAAUAAUGAGAGAAAAGGCCAAAGAGAGGUGUUCUGAACAAGUUCAAGAAAACUACUAUAACCUAUGAACAAAAUAGGAAAAAUAACUACCCGAAAGCAUGGGAGAGUAAACAAAAGCAGACAGAAAAUAGAGGGAAGUCAAACAAUGAAGGAAGGAAAUAGCACUGGGUGAGUCUCUGCCAGGUAGGGUGGCUGAAACUCUUGACAAACAAAAUCCCUCAGUCUUGUUGGUCUGAACCAAGGACAGGGUUUGGUGUAACUGCAGGCCUUGGAAAGUGUGUGUGCAUGCAUACUCAAAGUAAAUUAAAUUGCCUGCUUAAAUGAAAAAGAAAAAAAUUAUUCAGAAAAGACAGAACCCAUACUUUCUACUCACAACAUUUGCAGUAGAAUGCAAAAUUAUUCAGUGUACACAGAAACAAGAAGAUAUGAACCAUUCUGAAAAGAAAUCAAUGGGCUAACUUCAAGAUAACUCAUAUGUUGCUAUGAGCAGACAAGAAUCUUAAAGCAGCUGUUGUAGUUGCUUAAAAACAUAAGGGAAAAUAUGUUUGCAAUGAAUAAAAAUAGGAAAUCUUAACAGAAUUUGAAGCAAUAAAAAAGACCCAAAUGGAAAUUCUAAAACUGAAAAAAAAAUAUCUGACAUAAAACUUUUAGGAUGGAAAUGAAUAGGAAUCAUAACCUAAAAAUAGAUCAAGGAAAUACCUAAACAGAGAGGGGGAAAAAAAGAUUUAAAAAAAUGAGCAAAACCUUACGGACUUUUAGGACAAUAACAUAAGGACAACAACCUUCAUGUAAUUGGAAUGGCAUACUUGCCAGAAUGGCUACAAUUAAGAACACUAACAACAUUCACAAAACACACAUCUGCCCAGUGACCUAGCAACUCUUUCCAGGAGAAAUGAAACUAAUGUACACAAAAAAGGCCUGUAUACUAAUAUUUAUAGUAGUGUAUCUAUCAGUAGCCCAAAAUUGAAAAUAGGCCAGAUUCCUCUCAAAAAGAGAAGGGAUAGGACUAAUUAUGGUGUACUUGUACAAUGGGCAAUAAAAUGGAACAAACUACUGUUCUGUACAACAGUUGAGAUGAAUUUCAAAACUAUUAUGCUUAGUGAAAUAUAAGUGAAAAAAGCAUAUACUCUUUUAAUAUUAUGUUCUAGAACAGGCAACAUUAUAUAGUGUUUCAGAAUAGACAAAACUAAUAUGAACAACAGUUGCACUACGUGGGAGUGGGACAAGUAUUGAUUGAAAAAGGAUAUUAAAGGAAGUUUCUGGAGUGAUUUUAAUAUUCUGUAGUUUUCGGUGGUUUGUAUUGCACAAAGGUAUACUUUUGUUUCAUUGAAUGGUAUAUAUUAAUACUCGUUUAUUUCAUUUUAGAUCAAUGUUAUCUAAUUAGAAAAAUGUAGACAAAUAUUGAACUCUUAUCACAUGCAUGAUGAAGUAUUUGUGGGUAAGAAAACAUAUGUAAUGUAUAGUGUUGACAAGAUUUUGGAAAAGCAGGUAUUUACACUGCUGGCCAGGAAUAACAGCAUGAAAGGAGCUUGUAUUUUAAAAAAUUCACAAAAAUUCAUCAAUGUGGCUACUGUCUUACUUAGCAAUUCUACCAUUAGGAUUUUAUCUUAAGGAAAUGAUCAGAGAUGUACAAUAAAAUACGCAUAAGGAUGUUCAACAUAGCAUCAUAUAUAAUAUGGAAUAUUGCCAAAAAUGUAGUUGUCAGCAGAGUCUGAUUGCUUAUAUAAAUUACGGUACAGCCAUAGGAUAUAAGAUACAUUUGUAGUCACAGUAAGUGUGUUGAUCAGUGUGAGAAACUGGUUAACAAUAUAUUGUAUUUAUUCAACAGUUGGCAAGCUGCAGCCUGAUGCCCAAAUUUGGUCCACCACCGAUCUCUAUAAACAAAGUCGUUUUGGAACACAGCCAUGCUCAUUUACUUAUGUAUUGCCUAUAGCUGCUUUCACACUACAGCAGUAGAGUUGGGUAGUUGCAACAGAGACCAUAUGGCCUACAAAGCCUAGAAUGUUUACUCUUUGACUCUUUACCGAAAACAUUUCCUGACUCCUGGUUUAAUCAAAUUAAAUUCUAGAAACACAGGAAAGGCUUGGCUAAAUUAACUAAUUCCGUAAAUUUAUGAAUACUUACCAUGUAUCCAGCCCUGCACAUAAGCUGUCUACAUAAAUGUGACUGAAACAGAUUCAGUCUGCAUUCUUAUUGAGUUUAAUUAUGGCAGGGGAGAUAGUUAUCAAAUAAAUAUUCAAAUUAAAGUUGAUUCUGUAAAGGAAGAGUGCAGUGAGGAAGUGUUAACAGGUAUUAUUUCUAAGUGUUGGUAAUAUUGGCAAUUUUAAAACUUGAUUCCUUUUCUGAGUUUUUUCUAGGAUUUAAAUAUAUUUCAUUGGAAAAAGAAUGAGGAUUGAGUAGAUAACUAGACAUUGCUUCAGUAAUUUUUAAAACUUUCUGAUAUUGCUCUGAAUGCACAGAAUUAAGUUUAAUUUACAGAAUUAAGUUUAAUAUCAUGUCUGUUAAAUAUUAUUGGAUGCCUAUCACAUGUUCAAUACUGUGAGAAGUGCUAUAGAUACAGAGUCGAAGUCUGAGCUUUUGAGUACCAGGCACAGAAAAUAGAAUUACACCAUAUAAAACAAUUUAUAAUAAAAUACCUAUAUGUUACUUUAGAAAAAAAUAAGCCAGUGAAUUCUGAUUUAGGCAGGUGAGACUUAAUGAAGUAUGUGGGUUAUCAACUGGACCUUGAAGUACGGCUAAUUAUUUGGCUGAGUAUAGGGAAACUGGAAAAACAUUUCAGACCAGAGACCCAGGAUUUAAGGCACAGAGGUGAGAAUGGGCAUGUUUGUUGAUACAGCAGCAAAGAGAUUGAUCUUAGGAGACCAGUGGUGCAGUAGGAGAUUAAUGAUGUAGAUAAAGACUGAGAGUCAAGGCUGAUAUUGGAGUGUCUUAAAAGUUUGAAACUGAAGUUUAGAUUUGAUUUCUGGUUAAAAAAAAAAAUCAGAAGAAUUUGAAAUCUGUUCUUUCUACCUCCCUUUAUUCCUUUUUUUCCUCUUUCUCUUCUGUCUUUCUAUUUCCCUUCGUAGGAAAAUAACUUCAUACAAAUAAAAUUGAAAGAUUAAUUUUACCACCAAUACAAAACAAAUUACAAGUUUACUUUCUAAAUUUUGGCUUUCUGCAUUCUUUUAAAACUAGAAGCUGUUUUCCAUUAACAGUGACAGACAGCAGUGUAACCAUGUGUGUUUGCUAGAACUAAAGAGAUGUCCCUGUCUCAGAUUGCUGUAGCAUAACCCCUGGCAUUUAUUUAGAGUGAGGCUGUUGUAAGAGAAUGAGCAUUAACUGCAAUGUGGUCCUACAGAGAUAACUGAACAGUCUUUUUGUUAUUGUUGUUCUUACAGGUGUCCUAAGGCAUUAUUCCUUACCUUCUCUGGAGAAAUUGAUUCACCAGAUUUGUCAGAUUUUUAAAUGUAACAUUUUGUUUUAUUUGAAGUCCUCAAAGCUAAAGAAAUACGUUCUGUGCUCCAAGAAUGGCUAAAUAGCUAAACACAGUUUAAUCUUUUAAUUUAAUGGCUACUGACUUGUGCUUACAUAAUCUGAAAGUUCACAUUGUCAGGCUGCUUUUUUCCUUCUAAUCAACACCAGUAAUUUUACUCUACCUUCUAAUUUAUUACCUGUGUCAUUACCUUUAAAAUGCAUGCACGAAUGAUCUGUUUACAUUUAACUUUUUCAUCCCUUUGAUUCUUCAUCAUAACCUUAAAACUUUGGUUUUAAUGACAACCAAAUUCAAACCAGAACAAAUUUAACUCUAAGUUCAUAUUAUUAGAUAUCUUUCCUUAUUUCAGCUAUCUCUACCAGCAGAGCUUAAGAAAAUCCGAUUUGACUUGACUAGACUUACUAGGACACAUCUUUCUGUAAGAUUUCCAGGUCAUCACACACAGCUCAGCUUCUUUUUGACUUUCUGAACUUUGCCAUGUAUUUAUUGCAAAGCAUUUCUGUAGUUCAACCCUGUACUCAUACCUUCCUAGUCAGUGACAUUGCCAAAGAACCAAGUCUUGCAUAGAAUUAAAGUGAUGGGCAGAAUCUUUAUGAUAUUUUUCAAAGUGCUUUAUGUAAACUAUUAGGUAAUUGACUAGCUUUAUGUCAAACCAUGGGUAAAUAUCAAGCACAUGAUUAGAAACCAGUUCUUGGCCAGGCGUGGUGGCUCACGCCUGUAAUCCCAGCACUUUGGUGGGCCGAGGUAGGCAGAUUACUUGAGGUCAGGAGUUCAAGACCAGCCUGGCCAACAUGGCGAAACCCCAUCUCUACUAAAAAUAAAAAUAAAAAAAUUAGGUGGGUGUCAUGGCGCAUGCCUGUAAUCCCAGCUACUCAGGAGGCUGAGGCAAGAGAAUCGCUUGAAUGCAGGAAGCAGAGGUUGUGGUGAGCCGAGAUUGCGCCAUUGCAUUCCAGCCUGGGCAGCAGAGAGAGACUCCAUCUCGACAACAACAACAAAAAAAAAAAAAAAAAAAAAAAGAAGAAACCAAUUCUCUGCAGUAAUGUAUUCUUGCUUUUAUAGUUGUCUUUUUAAGCCUGUUGGGUCUUUGAGCAUUUUAUAUGGUGAUUUCAUUUCCAUUCUGACUGACUUUUCCAGGCAGAUGAUAUCCGUUUAUGGUGGCGGAAUACCCUGGCUUUAUUGACUCAGUAGGAACAGUUAUAUUCCAUCUCAGUACAGAUUACUGCAAUUACAGUGUCUGCUUAUGUCUUGUCACUCACCUACACAGACUGAACUAGACCAUCCUAGGAGAAAAGUCAAAGCUAUAUUUGGAAAUUUGAAACCCUCUUUAAAAGCAGCUAGACGUUCAUUGAAUCCUAGAUUAUGUCAGUACAGUGUACAAAUUUAAAUUUAGGAUAUGUUGCAUUUUAUUUUUUUCCUGGUAUAUCUCCCAUAGAUAUAUUUUAUGCCCAGAUCGCAAAAUUUGAACUUUUGGAAAUUAGAAUAUCUGAUCUUAUUGAAGAUUUGACUAAGUGUACUUUGUGAUGCAUUAGUGUGAAAAAUCUUAAUUGUUCCUUUCCCUCUCAUUUUGGCUUCAGAAGAUCAUCUGCGGUUGACUUAUUUAUUGUUGAGCUUAUUGAGGAGCUCUUUCAUUUCAUUAGUACCCAGUGAUUUUCAGAGUAGACCUAAAUAGGUCUACUAUUUACUGCCUCAGUGAUUAACGCUUCAUGCAACUUCUUUUGUGUUAUCUUUUUCUUUCGUAUCUUCCCUGGUGAAGUCUGUUUAGAUGAUGAGAUUCAAAUUGUCGUAUUCUUAGAGUAGAACCUUUACUUUGCGUGUAUAAUUGAAGUGUGUUGGAUCCUCAUCUCUCACACGUAGGCUAAAUCAGUGGUCCUCAAACGUUCAUUGUACUUCAGAAUUAUCUAGGAAUUAAAACAAAAUAAUAGUGCACAUGUUUCUCUCCACAAAGAGAGAUAAUUGCAUUUUUUUUUCCAAAGCUUUCAAGGUGAUUUGAAUGUGCAUCCAAGUUUGAGAAAUAAUGGAUUAGCCAGGCCGGGCGCGGUGGCUCACGCUUGUAAUCCCAGCACUUUGGGAGGCCGAGGCGGGCGGAUCACGAGGUCAGGAGAUCGAGACCACAGUGAAACCCGUCUCUACUAAAAAUAUAAAAAAUUAGCCGGGCGUGGUGGCGGGCGCCUGUAGUCCCAGCUACUCGGAGAGGCUGAGGCAGGAGAAUGGCGUGAACCCGGGAGGCGGAGCUUGCAGUGAGCCGAGAUCGCGCCACUGAACUCCAGCCUGGGCGACAGAGCGAGACUCUGUCUCAAAAAAAAAAAAAAAAAAAAAAAAAAUGGAUUAGCCAAAGGAACAGAAUUUCUCCUUAAAGCAGCCCAUAGCAACAAGCCAUAUAGAUUUUGCUCAUUUGUAUAUCUUAAAGUUACAUAAUUUAUUAUCUAAAGCACUCUUCUAUAUAAGCCAUAAGUUUUUGGCUGUUUUUGUUGUUUGAUUUGUGUGUAUAUGUGUGUUUGCUAUUUCUUGACCUUUACUUCCCUUACUUCCGUCUUGGAGGUUAAACGCCAAAUUAUCUAGGCUAGGUUUCAGGUUCUUUUCCAGUAGGCCAAGGAUUCUUAGCAAACUCUUACGAAAUAAGAAAGUAUGCUCUGGCAGCCUUAAACCUUGACCUCUUUUGUAUCCUGUCAAUUAUAUGGCUGCUUCCUUUACUAACCCUGUUGCACACAAACUUCACCUUCUUUAGCAGCUUCUUCCUACUCUGUGUUCCAUCAGUGCAUUCUUUGAUGUUUCAGUUUUCAUAUAUGGAUUCUAAUCCAAAUGAGCAGAAAUUGCUUUGUGAUCAUUGAGAUUCCUAAGUACUUAGGAUGUAAUGCUAAUAAUUAAUUGAUGAAUUAGUGAAGAAAAUAAUUUUGACAUGGAGAAAGAGUCUUUAACCAGCAUGUGCGUGUAUUCUCUGUCCUCACCAAGAUGAUGGUUUUGUUGCUGAGCACAGUAGCUAAGGAGGUACUGGUGACCUGCUCUGCUGGGGAGGAAGGACUUAUGUGGUGACACACAAUACAUAUUUACCUUCAAAAGCUGUUUAUGGGUGGAAUUAUAAUUUUGUUCCAGUUAGUGAAUACAUAUUGUAGAAAAUAUAUACAGAUAAAGAGAGUUGAUUAUGUAAAAGUCUUAUUUGGGUUUAAAAAAAAAAACAUGACUUUCUGUCAAAUAUCACAUGUUCUCACUUAUAAGUGGAAGCUAAGUAAUGUGUACGUAAGGGUACAGGGAGUGGAAUAAUAGACAUUGAAGACCAGGAAAGAUGGGAGGGCAGGAAGUGGGUAAGGGAUGAGAAAUUAUCUAUUGGGUACAGGGUACUGUAUUCAGAUGAUGGUUACACUAAAAGCCCAGACUUCCUCCCUACACAGUAUAUCCAUUUAACAAAGCUGCACUUGUACCCCCUACAUGUAUACAAAUAAAAAGUGAAAAAAAAACCCAUGACUUUUGGACCAAGUUAUCAGUUAGUUAUUAUUAUUCUGUAUAUUGUCCAGGUAUAUUCUCAGUAUUUUCUUUUUUUUUUUUUUGAGACGGAGUCUUGCUCUGUUGCCCAGGCUGGAGUGCAGUGGUGUGAUCUUGGCUCACUGCAAGGUGUGCCUCCUGGGUUCACGCCAUUCUCCUGCCUCAGCCUCCUGAGUAGCUGGGACUAUGCACCCACCACCACACCCGGCUAAUUUUUUUGUAUUUUUAUUAGAGACGGGGUUUCACUGUGUUAGCCAGAAUGGCCUCCAUCUCCUGACCUCGUGAUCCGCCCGCCUCGGCCUCCCAAAGUGCUGGGAUUACAGGCGUGAGCCACCGUGCCUGGCAGCAUUUUCUUUUAUGUGACCUUUUUUGGUAUAUACAUUUUAUGCUUGUAUAUGUCUAAUUUUUGAGUUUCACUAAAAAAGGCUGAAUCUAAGAUAUCAUUGUUGGCCUUGCUAGCUAGUACAUUUUUAUAUUGAUAGAGUAACUUUUUUUGCUAUGUCAGUGUUUUGUGUGGGCCUGUUUGAAUAUCAGUACUUCUUCCUCAUGAACUAGAGUUAACUUAGUCGGGCAGUAAGGAACCUCUUGACAUUUUGACUUUGAAGAAACAUUGUUUUUCCUGUAGUGUUUUAUACUGGGUAGUUUAUAUAGGGUUGUUAUUAAAAUUGGAUUCUUCAUUUUUUUCCCUGUAAGUUUUAACAUGUCAUUUAGUGAAUGUAAAGUUAUGCAAAACGUUUAUAUUAAAUAGACUUGUUAGGUAUGUCUUUCCUAUCUGCUAAAUGAUUCCUACUGAGAGUGUUAAUAUUCAAAUAUUCAUUUAUGAUGUCUGUUAUUCAGGAAUGUAGCUAUUAGUACCAUAGUCUUCAUUGUUGAAUGAUCGCUGUUAAAGAAUAUAUUACAUAAUGAUAUUUUGCAGUAGUGAAUGUAAUAUAUUAAUUUUCUUCUUUCCAUUUCCUUUUUGUAUUAAAGGAAAAGUUCCAAGAUAUAAGGAAGUAGGUCAUGGUAUCUAUAAACUGCUGAGGAACUGAAGUAUAUAUUAUGAAGUAAAGACUGAAGCUCAGUUGCCCUCUAGGGGUUCAGUUUUAACACAGCACAUGUAGAAAUAAUUUACUGAGAUCUUGGGGGAAGGGUAGAUCUGCUGAAUGUGGGAGCCUAUUUUUCAUUUUCUGUUAGAGCCUGACUGUGCAUUAAAAAGCUGGUUUUGAUUAUUUAUUGCAAAAGAGAAGAGUGUAUCCCAGUUUUGUAAUACACAGACAGUUUAAUGAAACAUCCUUUUUGUUUGCUUAAUUUUAAAGUCAGGGCUUUUGUGCUGGAAUAAUCCAACCAUCAACACAUUUUCAGGUAUUAUUUGGUGACCAAUUCUCAGAUUCUUUCUAACACUCUUUUGUCUUCUCAAUGUC